Molecule: messenger RNA, 608 nt
Organism: Penaeus vannamei (Pacific white shrimp)
Lineage: Eukaryota; Metazoa; Arthropoda; Malacostraca; Decapoda; Penaeidae
Source: RefSeq, a predicted model, not a curated record
ACGUCUCCGUCCACAGUCAGUUUGUACUGAGUGUGAAGGCUUAUAAAGUGCUGAACGAUUUUAAAGGGACACCAUUUCAACAUGACAGCAUUGCAGAGGAUAGCUAAGGAGCUGGAGGAUCUCGCAGACAACCCGCCAGAUUAUUGUUCGGCAGGCCCCGUGGGCAACGACCUCUUCCACUGCCAGGCGACCAUCAUGGGGCCCCGCAACUCGCCCUAUGAAGGUGGCCUCUUUGACGUCGCCAUUGACUUCCCCAAAGACUAUCCUUUCAAGCCACCCAGGAUAAGUUUCAAGACACCCAUCUACCACAUCAACAUCGACGUUGACGGUGAUAUUUGCUUGGAUAUUUUGGGCAGCGAGUGGAGCCCCGCCAUCUCUCUCUCCAAAGUUCUGUUGAUGAUUGUCGCCCUCCUGAACGAGCCGAACCCGGACGACCCCCUCCGCUGGGAAGCUUUCCAGGAAUACAAGAACGGGAAGGAAUCCUAUGACAGGACAGCCCAAAUGUGGACCUUUAUGUACGCCAGAAAUUAGGCUUUUGCCCUCGUUUUGUUUGUCCUUCUCUGUCGUUUUCUUAUGUUUUGUGUCUCUCACACACACACACGUGUGUA